AUGGCGGCGGAAGCGCUGCUGUCCAGUGUGUUGGGGCUGCUGCUCCUGGGGCUCCUGUUACCCGCGAGUCUGACGGGCGGUGUGGGGAGCCUGAACCUGGAGGAGCUGAGCGAGAUGCGUUAUGGGAUCGAGAUUCUGCCGUUGCCUGUCAUGGGAGGGCAGAGCCAAGCUUCGGACGUGGUGAUUGUCUCCUCUAAGUACAAACAGCGCUAUGAAUGUCGCCUGCCAGCUGGAGCGAUUCAUUUCCAGCGGGAAAGGGAGGAGGAGACACCUGCUUACCAAGGGCCUGGGAUCCCGGAGUUGCUGAGUCCCAUGAAAGAUGCUCCCUGCCUGCUGAAGACCAAGGACUGGUGGACGUAUGAAUUCUGCUAUGGACGCCACAUCCAGCAGUACCACAUGGAAGAUUCAGAGAUCAAAGGUGAAGUCCUCUAUCUUGGCUACUACCAUUCGGCCUUCGACUGGGAUGAUGAAACAGCUAAGGCCUCCAAGCAGCAUCGCCUGAAACGCUACCACAGCCAGACCUAUGGCAACGGGUCCAAGUGCGACCUCAAUGGGAGGCCCCGGGAGGCCGAGGUUCGGUUCCUCUGUGACGAGGGUGCUGGUAUUUCUGGGGACUACAUUGAUCGUGUGGAUGAGCCCUUGUCCUGCUCUUAUGUGCUGACCAUUCGGACUUCUCGGCUCUGCCCGCACCCUCUCCUGCGGCCCCCACCCAGCGCUGCUCCCCAGGCCAUUCUCUGUCACCCAGCCCUGCAGCCUGAGGAGUACAUGGCCUACAUUCAGAGGCAAGCUGACUCAAAGCAGUAUGGAGAGAAAAUCAUGGAGGAGCUGCCAGACCCGGACCCACAAAUGUGGAGGGAGACCAAGCCAGGGAUGGUGCCCCCAAAGAGAGCAGGUGCAGGCCCAACCAAGGAUGACAGUAAGGAAUCAGAUUUCUGGAAGAUCCUUCACGAGCCAGAGGACCAGGCCCCGGGAGGGGAGGAGGCACAGGCUGAGGAGCAGGAACCAAGCCUUGAGGCAGCAGACCCAGCUCCAGGCUCUCCUGAUGAUUUUCAGAACAAUGUGCAGGUCAAAGUCAUUCGGAGUCCUGCGGACCUGAUUCGAUUGAUAGAGGAGCUGAAAGGUGGAACAAAAAAGGGGAAGCCAAACGCAGGCCAGGAGCAGCCUGCAGAUGAUGCUGCAGAAGUCCCUCAGAGGGAACCGGAGGUGAAGGAAAAGGGUGACAGAGAACAUCAGAAUGAGGUGGAAGAAGAGGAAGAGGAUGACGAGGAUGAAGACGAAGAUGAGGAUGAACGGCAGUUACUGGGAGAAUUUGAGAAGGAACUGGAAGGGAUCCUGCUCCCGUCAGACCGAGAGCGGCUCCGUUCCGAGGUGAAGGCUGGCAUGGAGCGGGAGCUGGAGAACAUCAUCCAGGAGACGGAGAAGGAGCUGGACCCAGACGGGCUGAAGAAGGAGUCAGAGCGUGAUCGGGCCAUGCUGGCCCUGACGUCCACUCUCAACAAACUCAUCAAAAGACUGGAGGAAAAACAGAGCCCGGAGCUGGUGAAGAGGCACAGGAAAAGGAGGGUUGUCCCCAAAAAGCCUCCCCCAACACCCCAACCAGCAGAGGAGGAUCCUGAGCACAGAGUCCGGGUCCGGGUCACCAAGCUCCGUCACGGAGGCCCCAAUCAGGAUCUGACUGUCCUCGAGAUGAAACGGGAAAACCCGCAGCUGAAACAAAUCGAGGGGCUGGUGAAAGAGCUGCUGGAGAGGGAGGGACUCACGGCGGAAGGGAAAAUUGAGAUCAAAAUUGUCCGACCAGGGAAUGAAGGGUCUGAGGACGAUGCACGCUGGCUGACUGAUGAGGACACGAAAAACCUCAAGGAGAUUUUCUUCAAUAUCUUGGUGCAGGGAGCGGAAGAGGCGCAGAAGGAGCGGCAGCGGCAGAAAGAGCUGGAGAGCAAUUACCGCCGGGUGUGGGGCUCUCCGGGUGGGGAGGGCACCGGGGACCUGGACGAGUUUGACUUCUGA
Molecule: messenger RNA, 2007 nt
Organism: Equus caballus (horse)
Lineage: Eukaryota; Metazoa; Chordata; Mammalia; Perissodactyla; Equidae
Gene: OS9
Product: OS9 endoplasmic reticulum lectin
Biological process (GO): retrograde protein transport, ER to cytosol; endoplasmic reticulum unfolded protein response
Cellular component (GO): endoplasmic reticulum lumen
Source: RefSeq, marked validated